Quercus robur (English oak) is the source of this 3811-nucleotide messenger RNA. Its product is annotated as 4-alpha-glucanotransferase DPE2. The transcript is spliced from 23 exons. Gene Ontology annotation, biological process: carbohydrate metabolic process. NCBI's taxonomy places the organism in Eukaryota, Viridiplantae, Streptophyta, Magnoliopsida, Fagales, Fagaceae. The record is from RefSeq and is a predicted model, not a curated record. The coding region runs from base 476 to 3400 and encodes 974 amino acids. Gene Ontology annotation, molecular function: starch binding; 4-alpha-glucanotransferase activity.
CAGAGAGUCUGAGGAACUUUUCUUUACAGCGUCUCGUCGGGCAUGAGAUGAGCCAACUGUACACACUGUUACUCUCCCGUGAAAGCUGUAACAACUCAACAAGACACACGCACACUCACUCACUCCUCACCUGAAAAAUAUCAUACUGAUUAAUAAAAUAAAACAAAUAGUAAGAAAAAGAAAACCACAAACCCAUCUCUGUCUCUCUCUCUCUCUUUCACUGUCUUUUACGCUUAAAAUCUAGCAACUUUUUUCUGCCAUAAAAAAAAUCUGGACUGAGGGAAGUGAUAGCAUUUCUCUGCUCUUUUGUUUCUUCGAACCAAACAAAUUCAAUUCUCAGAUUCCCUUGUUUCCAAUCCACACUUUCUCCUUGAUAGUAGCACCACUCCUUAAAGUUAACGUGUAAUCAUAAAGCUUUAAAUUCAAGUAAAGAUAUUGAAAAGUGUUAUCUGGGUCUGAUCCUUUUUUGGAAGAAAUGGUGAAUUUGGGAUUGUUUUCUGGGUUGAAGUCAAUGAAAUCAGUGAAUGUGAGUUUCAGAUUGCCAUAUUUUACUCACUGGGGUCAGAGCAUACUUGUAUGUGGGUCUGAGCCAAUACUUGGUUCAUGGAAUGUGAAGAAAGGCCUGUUGCUGAGCCCCGGUCAUGAAGGUGAUGAGCUCGUAUGGAGUGGAAGUGUUGCAGUUCCAAGUGGGUUUGGUUGUGAGUACAGUUAUUAUGUGGUGGAUGGUGAUAAGAAUGUUCUGAGAUGUGAGAUGGGAAGGAAGCGUAAACUGCUAUUGGCUGAUGGGAUUCAGGAUGGUGAGGUGGUGGAGUUCCAUGACCUUUGGCAGAUUGGCUCUGAUGAUCUCCCUUUUAGAAGCGCAUUCAAAAAUGUAAUUUUCAACCGAAGUUGGACUUUGAACGUAGAGACACCUCUAGGAGUCAUUCAGAAUAAGCUGGAUGAGGAAGCAGAGACAGUUCUCGUCCAAUUCAGAAUUUGCUGCCCAAAUAUAGAAGAAGACACAUCAGUUUAUGUGAUUGGUAGCCAUAUAAAUUUGGGGAAAUGGAAAGUUCAAGAUGGGCUUAAACUUAGCUGUGCUGGUGAUUCAAUCUGGCAAGGUGACUGUGUGCUGCGGAAGGUCGAUUUACCAAUAAAAUAUCCUUCUUGUAAGUAUGGCAAGGCAGGAAACUUUUCUUUAGAAACUGGUCCCAAUCGUGAACUAACUGUUGGCUCCUCGAAGAAUCAACCAAGAUACAUUUUUCUUUCAGAUGGCAUGUUUCGAGAAUUGCCAUGGCGGGCUGCCGGUGUUGCAAUUCCUAUGUUUUCUGUUAGGUCAGAAUCUGAUCUUGGAGUUGGAGAGUUUCUUGACCUGAAGUUACUUGUUGACUGGGCUGUGGAUUCUGGGUUCCAUUUAGUACAGCUUUUACCAAUCAACGAUACAUCUGUGCAUGGGAUGUGGUGGGACUCAUAUCCUUACAGUUCACUCUCUGUUUUUGCAUUGCAUCCAUUAUACCUGAGAGUUCAGGCUCUUUCAGAAAAUAUUCCAGAUGAUAUCAAGCAAGAAAUUCUGAAGGCAAAACAACGACUGGAUGGAAAGGAUGUUGAUUAUGAGGCUACUAUGGCUACUAAACUUUCAAUUGCCAAGAAAAUUUUCACCCGAGAGAAGGAUUUGAUACUUAGCUCUGAAUCCUUUCAGAAAUUUCUCUCUGAGAAUGAGGAUUGGUUAAAACCCUAUGCAGCCUUCUGUUUCCUGCGGGACUUUUUUGAAACUUCAGAUCGUAGUGAAUGGGGCCGCUUUUCUCAGUUUUCAAAAGAUAAGCUUGAGAAACUCGUUGCAAAAGACAGCUUGCAGUAUGAUGUGAUUUGCUUCCAUUAUUAUAUCCAAUUCCAUUUACAUUUACAAUUGUCAGAAGCUGCGGGAUAUGCAAGAAAGAAAGGAGUGGUAUUGAAGGGAGACCUACCUAUUGGUGUUGACAGAAACAGUGUGGAUACCUGGGUCUAUCCAAAUUUGUUUCGCAUGAACACGGCUACUGGAGCACCUCCAGAUUAUUUUGAUAAAAAUGGCCAGAACUGGGGAUUCCCUACUUAUAACUGGGAGGAAAUGUCAAAAGACAACUAUGCUUGGUGGCAAGCUCGUUUAACCCAGAUGGCAAACUACUUUACAGCUUACCGGAUUGAUCACAUACUGGGUUUCUUCCGAAUCUGGGAGCUUCCGGAGCAUGCUAUGACAGGUCUAGUUGGAAAAUUUCGACCAUCGAUCCCUCUUAGUCAGGAAGAACUUGAAAGAGAGGGAAUAUGGGACUUUGAUCGAUUGAGUCGUCCAUAUAUUCGGCAGGAAAUGUUACAGGAUAAAUUUGGAUCGUAUUGGACUUUUAUUGCCUCAACUUUUCUCAAUGAAUAUCAGAAGCAGUGCUAUGAGUUCAAGGAGGAGUGCAACACAGAGAAAAAAAUUGCUGCCAAGCUGAAGGCAUGUGCAGAGAGGUCCUUGUUGUUGGAGAGUGAAAACAAGACAAGGCGUGGUCUUUUUGAUCUUCUUCAGAAUAUAGUUCUUAUCAGAGAUCCAGAGGAUCCAAGGAAGUUCUAUCCUCGUUUCAAUCUUGAAGAUACUUCAAGUUUUAAUGAUUUGGAUGAUCACAGCAAAAAUGUUCUGAAAAAAUUAUACUAUGAUUACUAUUUCCACCGGCAAGAGAAUCUUUGGCGGCAAAAUGCUUUGAAGACUCUGCCUGUCCUCCUGAACUCAUCUGACAUGCUAGCCUGCGGCGAAGAUCUGGGUCUUAUUCCUUCUUGUGUUCACCCUGUCAUGCAAGAGUUGGGAUUAAUAGGUUUGCGGAUUCAACGCAUGCCAAGUGAACCUGGUUUGGAGUUUGGUAUUCCUUCUCAAUACAGCUACAUGACAGUGUGUGCUCCAUCUUGCCAUGACUGCUCAACCCUGCGUGCUUGGUGGGAAGAAGAUGAAGAAAGAAGAGGACGAUUUUUCAAGAGUGUAGUGGGGUCUGACGUUUUACCACCUAGUCAAUGUGUUCCAGAGGUUGCACAUUUCAUUAUAAGGCAACAUGUUGAAGCCCCAUCAAUGUGGGCAAUUUUCCCUCUUCAGGAUUUGAUGGCAUUGAAAGAAGAAUAUACCACACGCCCUGCAGCAGAGGAGACAAUUAAUGACCCCACAAAUCCUAAGCACUACUGGAGAUACCGUGUACAUGUGACACUGGAGUCUUUGAUAAAGGACAGUGAACUAAAAAGCACCAUUAAAGAUCUUGUACGAGGAAGUGGAAGAUCACAUCCUGUGGGAGAAAAUGAAGUUCAAGUGAAUGAAGAAUCAGUAGCCACUACUGAGAAGCAGCAAGUUGCCACUGGGAAAGAGAAACUCCUGGUCGUGACACAGUUGAAUGGUGUCCCUCAAAAGGAGAUUCCGGUGGUCCGCUAAGGUUGCUUAUUCUGCCAAGGUUGCUUAGAGAUCGUGUACUUAGGCAUCGUGUUGCAAUCAUAUCAUUUGAUUAUAUGCCUACAACUAGGAGACCCAAGUCAUACAAAAGUGGUAGAACAAAAGAAUCAGAAGAAUUCAUAUGAUGUUCACUCAAUGCUGCUGUUGAGGUUGGUCCUCUUUCCAUACAUCCAUACUUGUCAUGAACAUGCAUUAUUGAAAAUUGAUAGGAAUAUAUGUACUUUGAGUUUGUACGUAAUAAUGUUUCUUUCUUACUAUGAUUUCUCAUAGUAACUUCAAUAAUAAUAUAGUUGCUAGCAACAAACAGUGCAACAGUUAAAGAUUCCACGUUUGAAGAUUGUUUGGUAAUGCAGAAAUAAAAUUGUUGAUGAACAUUAUGUUCUUGCAAAUUUA